This is a messenger RNA of Mercenaria mercenaria, 950 nucleotides long. RefSeq names its product cytochrome P450 1A2-like. NCBI's taxonomy places the organism in Eukaryota, Metazoa, Mollusca, Bivalvia, Venerida, Veneridae. Gene Ontology annotation, biological process: xenobiotic metabolic process. Gene Ontology annotation, cellular component: intracellular membrane-bounded organelle; cytoplasm. The record is from RefSeq and is a predicted model, not a curated record. The transcript is spliced from 3 exons. Gene Ontology annotation, molecular function: iron ion binding; heme binding; oxidoreductase activity, acting on paired donors, with incorporation or reduction of molecular oxygen, reduced flavin or flavoprotein as one donor, and incorporation of one atom of oxygen. The coding region runs from base 218 to 577 and encodes 119 amino acids.
GAAACAGGCCAGAAGACAUAUAUCGAAACAGUUCAGUCCUGGUAGGAUUUAAAAACUGCACAAGCACUAUUUUGUGCUUAAUAAUCUACCCGGAGUACCAGGACAAGGUGUUUAAAGAGAUUGAAAAAAAAAACAUUGCCAGAGACCGUCAGCCAACUCAUGCAGACAUAAUUAUUGCCCAAAUCUAGAAGCAUUAGAACUCGAAGUACACAGACUUAUGACGGUGGUACCGACAUUCGUAGGUCGUGUGUGUAGAAGAGAUAUCAACGAUUUAGAAGGUUACGACAUACCGAAAGGGACUUUGAUCAUCGCUAACAUCUGGCGAGUCUACCAUGAUAGCAAAAUAUGGGGAGAUUCGUGGAAUUUUCGCCCUGAACGCUUCUUAGAUGCGGAUGGACAACCUCUUAGUAGGGACAACAUUUUACGGAAAUCGUGGAUGCCAUCUUCCGUAGGAAGAAGACAAUGCCUUGGGGUCAAGAUAUAUCCUGUAUAUGGCAUCCCUGUUUUGGAAAUGGAAAUUAGUUGGUUCCCCCGGGGAAUUUGGACCUCUAGAUGCAAACCAUUUGAAAAACUAUGACACUGCAAUCACAGUUCGGCCAAAAGCGUUCUUCUGCACAGCGGAUAAAAGAACUUAAAAUUAGCAUAAUACAUGUUGACAAAUAUCUUAUUUUCCACUUUCCUGUCAAAAAGAAGUCUUUGUGUACAUGAAACAAAACCUGUUUUCGCAUUAACCUGAGAGAACGAUGUCAAAAAUCAUAUUAUGUAAUAGGUUUGUACUUUGUCAUUGUGCAUCAGUUAUAAAACUUUCAAAACAGGACAUUGAUUAAACUAGCGUUAUUUUGUGUACUAUAAUUUCAGGUUUCAAAAGUUGAAUCUAAACUAUGAUACCGGUAUUUGGAGAGCAUGCGCGUGUAUAACGCUUAUAUAACAUAAUGACCUCUGUAAUGUAA